This is a messenger RNA of Patiria miniata (bat star), 1439 nucleotides long. RefSeq names its product 28S ribosomal protein S21, mitochondrial-like. The record is from RefSeq and is a predicted model, not a curated record. The coding region runs from base 253 to 513 and encodes 86 amino acids. The transcript has 3 exons. Gene Ontology annotation, molecular function: structural constituent of ribosome. Gene Ontology annotation, cellular component: ribosome. NCBI's taxonomy places the organism in Eukaryota, Metazoa, Echinodermata, Asteroidea, Valvatida, Asterinidae. Gene Ontology annotation, biological process: translation.
CCCGUUAUUGUAAAAUCGUAAAUCGGCAACCAGACUCUAUCAAACACAAUUUGUAGUAAAACAAUAGCAAAGGGCCCGACUAGACUUUGCAGUGCAUGCGCCCAUGCAGUGAAAUCGAAGAAAGCUGUUGUGUUGGAAAAGUGGACGUUACGCUUAAUAAUUAAACGGGAGAGAGAAAGCCUCAAAUGACAUUUUAUUUGUCAGUAUAAUUACCGUAAAUGAAAAGGGUCGUACUGACCAGAAGUGAGCAACAUGAGCAAGCACCUACGCUUCAUUGCACGUACAGUGUUUGUGAAGAACAGCGAUGUUGAUGGUGCAUAUAGAACCCUCAACAAUUCACUGAACAAAGAGGGAGUGAUUGAAGACAUCAGACGGAGACGCUACUAUGAGAAACCCUUUCAGAAGCGGAAGCGGACGCAGUAUGAGACGAUGCAGCGUAUCUACAACCAGGAGAUGAAUCGAAGGAUAGCAUUCCUCAUGCGCAAGAACAGGACACCAGGCUGGCCUGUGUAAUAGCAUGGCACCUGUAGCCCAUGUGGAUCAAACUGUGUGCUGAGUGAAGUAGCGACUGCAUAUUCCUGUGUUACCUGCAUACUCCUCAGUGAGAUUGUGAAAAUUCACUUGGACGGAUAAACUUUGGUACAACUUGCAACGUGUGCCGAUUAGAAAAUAAGAUGUGCUUAAUACAUGCAGCCUUAGCAGUUAGCAGGACAUCAAGGCCAAGCAUGUUGGCAGUGUUACGUACACUACUCUGCCACCCUUGGCUCUUGAACAAGAAACUUUGAACAAUAUAGGACACAGAAAGUUUUGACUAGAAAUUUACUGUCAAAACUUGUAUUCAAGUGCUCUAUAAUUUUAGGAGAUGCUUAUCACAAUCGUAAACGUUACUUUUAUUACACCCAAACUUUGGGUGUAAAUUAACAAAUACAUGUAAAUUAACAAAUAAAUUAGUUUUGAAAGAAAUGCACAAGUAGUGAUCCCCUGUUGGUUGCUGAUUUUGACUUAGCCACUCUACUGCACUACACUUUACGAGGUAAAUGAGCAAUAAACCUGAAGACAAGUUAUUAUACAAUGGAACGUGGUUUGGGGGGAAGUAAUACACAACAACUGGUGCUGAUGUGUUGGCUGAUUUGACUACCUCCCAACACGAAGCGGAGGGAGGAAGCCAACAGCUGCAAACACAGGGUCAAGUAAAUUUGCAUUUCUUCCCUGAAAUAUUAAAACUAUUGUGUAUUUGUUUUAUUACACCUCGAUCGAACAAUUUUAAUUUCAUUAACAACAGUGUUCGUAUGUUACUACUUUCUGUUACUAUGGACCAGGUGGGCGGGCUAUUUAUGUAAGCGCCUCAUGCAUGUGCAUGUGUGGAGUAGCUAUUUGUAAUUCCCAGAUGCUUGGAACAUUGACCAAUUAAAGAAGCGUGUUUGGCUUAUAAAUAUGUA